CUCCAGUUGGAUGCUGAGACAUCGUGUUUGCAGUGAACAGAAAACUACAAACUUCCCUGAUUCACUGCUGUCCGAAUUAUUACCUGGAAACUGGACGUUAUCUGAAGACAAACUACUAGAAUAGAAGAUUCAUAAUCUUUACUGCAUCAUGAUGAACAAAUGGAUGCUAUCACGGGAAGAGUUUGGAGUAUCUUCUAAACCUUUCCAGCGUCUUUCUAAAGAAUUUCUUUUUUUUAAAAAAGGAUUUUAUUUAAAAAGUUUUAAACUUUAAAAAGUAUAAUGAUGAUGCUAACUUAUAAUUCAAUUGAAAUUGUAUGUCACAAUAAUUUAUGUAGUAUAUUAUUAAUAUAUACUAUAAUAAUAUGGUAUAGUAAAGUAUAUAAGGUCUCAAAGUCCUGGCGGGUCUUUCUACAUCAGAAAAAUUUGAUUUUAUUUUUUGGAUUUUUUUUAUCUAAAUGUGGUUUUAAAUGACUGUUGGAUAAGUACACAUGUUUUUUUCGUGGGGGUUUUUUAUGGAGAUUUUCAUCCCAGAUGUGUAACCUCAGUUUCAACAAAGUCGGGACACUGUAAAAUGUGCAUUUGAAAAUAAAGAAUGCAGUGAUUUUCACAUCUUAUAAACCCAAAUUGUAUUCACAGUAAAAUGCAGAAAAUAUAUCAAGUACUUAAACUAAGGUGUUUAUCAUUUAAUGAAAAAUACUAGCUCAUUUUGAAUUUUAUACCAGCACAUCUUCAAAAGGUUGGGAAGGGGGGAAACAAAAGGCUGACAAGCUGAGUAGCUAGAAUCCGAUAUCAUACAAGAAUGGGAGAAUAUUCCUCUCCCAAAGGUCCAGCAGCUGGUCUCCUCAGUUCCCAAAUCUUUAUGGACUGUUGUUUAAAGAAGAUCAGCUGAGAGUUCUUGAUUAUAUUAGAAGAUCUCUGCUCAUACUGAGAAACUGAGACUGCAGGCUCAUGUGUUGAGACUUGUCAAUCACGGGGUAGCCACUCCUCUUAAGAAUACCAUAUGUUUGUCUCUACAGUAUCCAACAUGGUCGACCACAAAUAUGAAAUAUUUAUUUAAUGCAAUGAAACCAUGAUCCAAUUUUAAAACUGAUUACUGAGGUUAUAGUAUAACUGAGCAGUAAGGUCAUUUUCCCAAAGGUUUCUGUACAAUUUGAUUUCAUUGUGCAACCAAAGUAUCCCCCUGCUGGCCAUUGUAAGGAAUGCAUAUUUAAGACACUGCAUUAGGCUUGACUUUUAAGAGACACUGAGCCCACUCAGUCGUUUUUAUCCACUUAAAUGGUGUGUGCAUGACUGAUUUUACCUCUGGUGGGCCACGUUUUCAUGGUAUAAAGUUACGGUCCAAAUAGUCCUGCAGACUCCAGUGUUUGUUUUGUCAUCUCACAGAUUAUGUGACCUUAUACAGCAAAUAGGAAAACUUUGUCUUUAUCCACUGACUGUGACAUAUACUUUUGCUGAUGCUAGCACACCUGCAAAUUAUUAUUAAAACUGGAAAAUAAUAAUGAAAAUAUCUGCUCGUCUGCCACUUUAUUGGCCUGAUCAUUUCAGUCACAUGACAGCGACUCAGUUCAUUUAGACAUGGUGAAGACGACCUGCUGAAGUUCAAACUGAGCAUCAUUUAAAUGCCACAGUCUACCCGAGUAUUGUUGCUUACCAUCCUUAUCUUACACCAUCGUACUUGCUGUUGUUGUCCAUGUCACAAAGCUCAGAUCAUCUCAAAAUGUCAUCUUGAACAUGGAAAACAAGUUCAGUGUAACUCAAACGGCAUGUGGAGUCACCAGAAUUCAGUCAAAUUGAGCAUCUUUGGUAUGUGGUUGAACAGGACAUUCACAUCACGCAUGUGCAGCUGUGUGAUGUAAAAUGCCCUUUGUUGUAAUGCCACAAAGGAUUAAAGCAAUUCUGAAGGCAAAAGGGGGUCAAACCGGUACUAGGUACUGUGUACUUAAUAAAAUGCCCCGUGAGAGCUUAAAUGUAACGAAAAAAUUAAACUGCUUUGUUUUGACCACUGGUGGCGCUGUGGAGCAAAGGUUUGAUGAGCGGGUCCACGUUCAUGUGAAGGGCACACUGUGGCCAAGUGGACAGGGUGUUCUAGGAAUCCAUCCUACCUGACAAACCACCCUACCCUUGUUUCUGCGCAUGCGCACAACACGAAAUCCAGUGGCGAACCGUCCUACCUUUGUGAAUAUGAGCUAGAAACAUACUCUGACGGGUAAAGUGCCAAACCAUGCUACCUUUGUGAAUGUGACCGACAAGCAUAGUUUAACGGGUAAAAUGAAGUGGCAAACCGUCCUGGCUUUAUUAAUAUGAGCUACAAGCAUACUCUGAUGGGAAAAGUUAAGUGGCAAACCGUAAUACCUACUUACAUUUGUGUUGGAAUUACUCUGUGACAGCAGAAAUGUGCAUAAACUACUUACGGUAGGACGUUUUGCCAAAGUAGGACCGGUGGAUGCUGGCUUUCUCACUGAACUACAGAAAAAAAUGGCAAUGCUUUCAGGGUUUGUCUUUGUAUUGCUGGUCCAAACUGUAAACCUUCAACUUACACCUCGAGGACCCAGACCAAUACCGGGGCGAGGUGACAGUCCAGAGCCAACGGUACCUCCACUCUUGCCUGAACCCACACCAAGACCUGAAGGCUGUGAAGCAGGUAUAAUCGACUGUCCCAUCAGGGUGUACUUCACUAUUGACACCUCAGAAACCAUCGCAUUGCAGGAGCCCCCACCUGGCAGCCUGGUGGAGAGUAUCAGAGAAUUCACAAAGAUCUUUGCCGAGAGGCUGGCUGAUGAGGAGUACAGGGGCCAUAUCCAGAUCACUUGGUCCAUAGGUGGGCUGCACUUCUCCCAGAAGCAGGUGGUCUUCAGCCAGCUCACAACCAGAGAGAACUUCAUCAGGAAUCUCGCUUCGAUCCGAUACCUGGGCAAAGGCACUUACAUCGACUGUGCCCUCAAAAACAUGACUCACCAGAUGACCCAACAUUACACAGAGACGAAGGCGGUUCUCUUCGCUGUGGUCAUCACUGAUGGCUAUGUGACAGGAAAUCCAUGUUCAGGGAUCAAGGUGAUGGCAGAAAAGGCCCGGGAUCAAGGGAUCCAGAUUUUCUCAGUAGCAGCGUCCAAGGAGAUCGAUGAAUUUGGAAUGCGGGAGAUAGCGAACUCUCCGUACGAGCUGUUCCGUGACGACUACAUAGCGGUGGAAAUCGUUGAUGGGAAACCAAGACUAAGCACUAAAACCAUUGAUCGUAUCGUAAAAGCAAUGAAAUACCAAGCAUAUUUACAGUGUUACAAACCAAGAUGUUUCGAGAGUCCUGGGCGCCCUGGACUAAGAGGUCCCUCAGGUCCAAAAGGCACAAAAGGAGACAGAGGCCCUCCAGGGCCAAAGGGUGAAAGAGGAAGACAGGGUGAUCCUGGCAUUGAAGGUCCAAUUGGACGACCUGGUCCAAAGGGAGAGGCUGGUUUAAAGGGUGACAAGGGGGAAAUUGGAUUAACUGGAGCAAAGGGUGUUGCAGGUUCGACUGGCAAGAAUGGAACUGAUGGGCAAAAGGGGAAAAUUGGACGAAUUGGAGCUCCCGGUUGUAAAGGUGAUCCAGGCGACAAGGGACCAGAUGGCUACCCAGGAGAUGCUGGUGAAACUGGACUAUUAGGUGACAAAGGAGAAAAGGGUGACACAGGCCUUCCUGGAAAGCCAGGCCCCCCAGGCCCUAAGGGUAAUCCUGGUCUGAAGGGUGAAAGAGGAAACCAAGGAAAUCCAGGACAGCCUGGACAAAGAGGGAGUCCGGGGAGAAAGGGUUCACCUGGGGCAAAAGGCGAAGAGGGGAGGAGAGGAAACCCGGGAAUAAAGGGAUCACAAGGAAACACUGGGCCAAAAGGGAAAAAGGGAGAGCGAGGCCCGGAGGGAAGCAGAGGUCGGCCUGGGGAAAAUGGACUCAAGGGCGCUAAGGGGGACCUGGGACUACCGGGACCGAGGGGUCAGCCAGGAGAACUAGGCGCCCCUGGACGAAAUGGCACAACGGGAGAUCUUGGAGAUUCAGGACCAAGGGGAGACACUGGGCCACUUGGACCAAAGGGUGACAGAGGAAGGCAAGGUUUCAGCUAUCCUGGAUCAAGAGGACCGCCUGGAGACAGGGGUGCACCGGGUAGGAGAGGACCCAGAGGGAGCAGAGGUGACUGUGGCGCCAAAGGAGAAUCUGGAAAUAAAGGGCAACCAGGAGCGCCUGGUGAACCAGGCCAGUCGGGGCCGCCAGGAGAAAGAGGGCCUAGAGGAGAACGUGGACCUGAUGGGGAUCCAGGACCAGCAGGCGAUUCUGGGCUCACUGAAUGUGAUGUCAUGAGCUACAUCAGAGAGACGUGUGGUUGCUGCGACUGCGAGAAGCACUGUGGAGCUAUGGACAUUGUGUUUGUAAUUGAUAGCUCAGAGAGUGUCGGGCUGACAAACUUUACCCUGGAGAAGAACUUUGUUAUCAACACCAUCAACAGGCUGGGAUCUAUGGCGCCCGAACCUACAUCAACAACAGGCACAAGAGUUGGAGUUGUACAAUACAGUCACAACGGGACUUUUGAGAGCAUUCGUCUCGAUGACCCAAACAUAAACUCCAUGACUGCAUUCAAAACUGCAGUGAAGAAUCUGAGGUGGAUUGCUGGGGGCACCUUCACCCCCUCUGCUCUGAAGUACGCCUAUGAUAACCUCAUCAGGGACAGCAAGAGAGCCCGAUCCAAAGUGUCCGUCGUCGUGGUCACAGACGGCCGCUUUGACCCCCGAGACGACGACAAUCAGCUCACAUACCUCUGCAACGACCCCGCUGUGGUGGUGAAUGCCAUCGGGAUAGGGGACAUGUUUGACACCAGACACGACAGCGAGACUCUGGUGUCAAUCGCAUGCAACAAGAAGGAUCGGGCUACUGAGAUGAGGCGCUACAGCGAUUUGGUGGCUGAUGAAUUCUUAGAAAAGAUGGAAACUGUCCUCUGUCCUGAUCCAGUCAUUAAGUGCCCUGAUCUCCCCUGUACAAGUGAACUUGACUCAGCACCUUGUGUUGCGAGGCCUGUGGAUUUGGUAUUUCUAUUGGAUGGUUCAGAGCGUCUCGGGGAGAGAAACUUCCUCCUUGUUCGUGAAUUUGUUCAGAAGGUUGCAGACAGGCUGGUACUGGCCAGGACCAGGACCGAUCGAGAGCGAGCCCGUCUGGCACUGAUGGAGUUUGGCAAGGAGUCAGAGAAUCGGGUGGCUUUCUCUCUAACACAUGACCCUGUCCAGAUUGUUAACAGUUUAACAGCUUUACAGUAUCUAGAUUCUUCUUCAAGCGUGGCGCCCGGCAUCAUACAUGCCAUCAACAACAUCCUGGUUAGAGGAAGCGCCCGGCAAACGAGGCCCAAUGCAGAGAUUUCAUUCGUUUUCAUUACAGAUGGUGUCACUAACAGCGACAACCUGGACGAAGCGAUCAGUGCCAUGCGUCGUCACGAGGUGGUCUCCACCGUGAUUGCCACAGGAAGUGAUGUUGAUCAAGAAGUCCUGACAAAGCUGGCUAUGGGGGACCAGCACGCCAUCUUCAAAGCAGAAAAAUUCUCAGAUUUUUUAAGGUCCGGUAUGUUUGAUCGUUUCAUCCGGUGGGUGUGUUAGAGAGAGAAUGCUCCUGUGAGCCAAUACUGGUGCUACAUCCAACAUUUUCAAGGAUAAUUAAAAUUUAUUUCAACCUGAUAGUAUUUUACAUUAAUGUGGCUGUUGUGGCUCUAUUGAGGAAAGCAUCCUACAGUGAAACAAGACUGUGCUCUCUGCAGCUUUAUACUGGGUCAUAGUGCAGUCCUUGAUUUUACCCUCUGAGGAUAUCUCAGAUAUCUCUGAGGAUAUUCUCCAUCUUUGAGACCAUGCAGAGCCAAGAGCCAACUUCAUCCUCCACUUUGUUUAACACCUCACAUGUGUACUAACAUUUAAAUUAAAACAAAACUUUGACAGGAUUUUGUUUUAGCAAUUUGUAGAAAAUCAUCCCAACACUUUCAUUUUUGGAUGCAGAUGCAAUUAGCAACAGGUCCACUCCAGGCAGCUAAAUUCUAAGCUUAGGUCAGAAUCAAAAGCAAAAGUUAAAAGACUACAUUGUCUGGAUAACCUCAGGAGCUCGCGCUUGUUUCCUCUUGAAGCUUGUAGAGCUGCAAUGGCCAAACUGAUUGGGGAAUACACAAGGUUGAAAUAAACUAGAUUUCUUCUUUAACCCAUAGACAGUAUAUAAAAGAAACACAGGCACCCACUGUGUUUGAAAAGUGAAGCCAUGUGCCAUACAACUGAGGGUCUCUAGGUGCUUCCUUGUUCUGUCAGUGGUUAAAGUAAUUCAUUGGCAGCUGCAGCUCAAGCAGAAUUUAUGGUCCCGCAACGGUGGUGCGUUCACUGUCCGGUAGCAAUCCAAGGAUGGCCUGUCUGCCUGUUGCCAGAUGGAGGCAAUGUGCAAAAUAUGUGGUACAGCAGUCUGUGGGUCACUCUAGCUUGUGCUGCUGUUGGUACAUCAGACAGCCGUGAAGAAGAGCGACUUUAUAACAUACAAAGAGCUGAAGUGAAAAUGAGUGUUUAAAAACAAUGAAAAGUGUCCAAUGUCUGUGCUUUUCAUGUUGUAUUCUUCCGCUAGCAGUCCCUGCUCUAUUCCGGCCCACUUGUCAAUGAAUCAACAUUCGGCACACGCUUGCAUCAUCUGCUUCUAGACACGUGCAGUCAGAAUGUUGAGAGGCCUGCACCGGAGUGUGUCUGGGGUGGGUGGAAAAGAAACGUGUACACAGACGGACACAUUUACAGGACCAUAAAUUACACUUUGCCUUGUGUAACUCGAUUUAAGUGGGACUAGAUUUUUUUUUAAUAUACACUAUAUUACCAAAAGUAUUCACUCACCCAUCCAAAUCAUUGCAUUCAGGUGUUUCAAUCACUUCCAUGGCCACAGGUGUAUAAUAUCAAGCACCUCCAUACGCAGACUGUUUCUGCAAACUUUUAUGAAAGAAAGCUCUCAGGACAUCAGUGAAUUUCAGUGUGGUAUCGUGAUAGGAUGUCACCUGUGCAACAAAUCCAGUUAUGAAAUUUCCUCGCUACUAAAUAUUUCAUAGUCAACUGUUAGUCGUAUUAUAGCAAAGUGAUGACAGGGACCCAGCCAUGAAGUGGUAGGCUACAUAAAGUCAGGAUUAACAGCUGCUGAGGGUCAUAGCAUGCAGAGGUCACAAACUUCCUGCAGAGUUAAUUGAUAAAGACUUCAUGUAACCUUCAGAUUAGCCCAACAACAGUCUACAGAGAGCUUCAUGAAGGUUUCCAUGCACAACACAAAGUGUCAGGGUUGUUUUUCAGGAGUGGGGCUUUGCCCCUUACCCUUUUAAUGCCUCAACACAAAACACAACAAGAUAUUUUGGACAAUUUCAUGCUCCCAAUGUUGUAGAAACAGUUUAGGGAACACCUGUUCGCAGAGCACAAAGUAAGGUUCAUAAAGACAUGGAUAAGCGAGUUUGGUGUGGAAAAACUCGUGAGCUGUGGGCCAAACCUUCUCGUCCAACAUCAGUGCCUGACCUCACAAAUGUGCUUCUAGAAGAAUGGUCGAAACUUCACAUAAACACACUCCUAAACCUUCCCAGAAGAGUUGAAGUUGUUACAGGUGCCCAGGGUAGGCUGACAAUAAUAAACCAUUAAGAAUGGGAUGUCACUCAAGUUCAUAUGCAUGUGAAGGUAGACGAGAGAAUACCUUUGGUAUAUAGUGUAUAUGGAUAAGUGGGACAAAACCUUUUCCAUUUUGAACCAUUGUCAGCAUACUCAUGGCCCUAAUUAAAUUGGCAUUCCCACCUCAGAAAGAGGUUUUUUUUCUCCAAGAGUUUCUCACAUGUUUCACCCUUUUUUCCAAAUAUGGUCACUUCUGGCUCCAAAGUGCUAAAGUCAAGGAUUCAAAAUGGUGAUCCACAAACCAAAGGUUGGCAUUAUGGUGGCAACGUUCUCUUUUUUUUAUACAGUCUAUGCUUUAAACACA
Molecule: messenger RNA, 7963 nt
Organism: Haplochromis burtoni (Burton's mouthbrooder)
Lineage: Eukaryota; Metazoa; Chordata; Actinopteri; Cichliformes; Cichlidae
Product: collagen alpha-2(VI) chain
Exons: 28
Coding region: 2476-5601 (1041 amino acids)
Source: RefSeq, a predicted model, not a curated record